ACCGACCGCGAAUACUAGAACCGCGCGAUUCGACAAAACGUUUUAAAUAUUUCGUGUCUCCAAUCUGUAUACAAAUAAAAAUAAUCUGACUGUUUGUUCUGAUAUAAAGUGUUUGUUAACAAAUACGAUUGAGAAACACACGAUAUGAGAAAACCGUUAAAUAGAAUUAUAAGAAGAUUUGUUGUGGUCGGAGGGAAUAGAAACGGCACGUGUCGCUCAAGUGAUGAAUGAGUGGUUUAUCUGUCACAAUGCUUGCGGAGAAUGACACUCAUAGUUACGCGGGUUCAAACAGUUCUUUUAACUUUUUCUUCGAAGAUCCACGGUUUAUAUCAAUACUGAAACAUCGGGGGCAGAACCACACGAACAAUAUCGGCGAUGUUAUUAAAGUUCUGGAAGACUGGCGGAGUAGAUACAACAUUUCUGUCGUAAAGGAAUGUGAGAAGUCGGAAUAUUGCUCCGGGGAAUUUCGUGAUCUGAUCCUCGCUUACAAUAGCAUACAUGGAUACGUUAGUUUAUUGGUUUGUCUCUUCGGUAGUUUAGCGAACGCAUUGAACGUAGCGGUGUUGACGCGACGAGAUCUAGCAGUGACCCCCAUUAACCGGCUGCUGAAGUGGUUGGCGGUGGCUGAUGUCUUCGUCAUGCUGGAGUACGUGCCCUUCGCGAUCUACAGGUACCUGUUAUUCCCCGAUCAAGAGGAGCGUCCAUACUCCUGGGCAGUAUACAUGCUGUUCCACAGUCACUUCACUCAGAUCCUGCACACUGCGUCCAUAUUGCUCACGUUAUCUUUAGCUGUCUGGCGAUAUAUUGCUAUAAAGUACCCUACAUACAGUCCGUCGCUAUGCACGGACCGGAGAUGUACGCUUGCCAUUUUGCUCAGUUUCAUACUGCCGCCCAUACUCUGCAUACCUUCGUAUUUUGUAUUCACAAUACACAAAGACUUUGCAUUCGACAAGAGCGGGAACAUGUUGACUAAAGUAUACUUCGUCGAUUCAAACUACAACGGCAGCCUGUACCAAAUAAACUUUUGGGUGCACGCAGUACUUAUAAAGUUGUUACCAUGCGUCAUUUUAACAGUGAUCAGCGCAUGGCUGAUCAGGGCGCUGUACAGAGCUAAUAGUAGGAAAAAAGCGCUCAAGGGCUAUAGUGCCUGUCCAGCCACAACGGUUGUCAAUGGCAACGGGAAUGUCUUCACCAGAAAGUCCACCAAAAGGUCCAAAGCUGAGAGGAGAACUGAUAGGACAACGAAGAUGCUGGUGGCUGUAUUACUGCUCUUCUUGCUGACAGAGUUUCCUCAAGGAAUAUUAGGUCUACUAAGCGGAGUUCUUGGACGGUGCUUCUUCAAGCAGUGCUACGACCUCUUUGGAGAGUUGAUGGAUGCACUCGCACUCCUCAAUGGAGCUAUAAACUUCGUCCUGUACUGCUCCAUGUCAAGGCAGUUCAGAACAACGUUCGGACAAAUGAUCCGGAAUCGAUGUGCGCCCACACAAAGGGCGAACUCACAUACGGAAUUACAGACUACAUAUGUUUAAGAGUGUGUGAAAAUCAGUGAACCUUUACAGUGUCGUUUAUUCUUUUCAUUCUACAAACAAUAUUUGACUUUAUUGUUUCGUGAUAAAGUCGAUAAUGAAAAUGACAGUUUCGGGUAGUUGUGGCUGUUUGUGCGACGAUUAGUUUCAUUAAGGUGUAUAGAAAGAGAAGAUUUUUAAGGAAAUGUAUAUAACAAGAUAAUUAUAGAUUGAACUUGAAAGUUUUGUAAGUGUUUUGAAGUGUUUGAUAGAUUUAGAGUACAGACUUUCUAAAUAUGUGGAAUUUGAAGUCGUUUUCGGAGUAGACAGAUGGAUUUUAAUCUACGCGAGACACAAGGUGUUUUCUAUUGUGUCUCAUAUAUCAACAGACAAGAGGUUAAAUCAGAAUAGGAGAUAACAGCUGCUCAAGGUCUAUUGGAAGAUGUACUAGGUAAAACCUAUCUAUAAGUAUGAUAGUGUCAGAUCAUAUAGCUUUGGUAAUGUCAUAAGAAAUGCCGUCAGACUUAAAUAGUUAAGAACCUAAAUCUAUGUUAUAUGCAUGAGUAGAGUUAAAAAAUCCUAGUAUUGUUUCAAAUUUGUUGAAUUGUUUAAAACUGUUUCGUCGAACGCUUAAUUAAUUAUUUCCUAAAACUGUUGGGAUACAAAACGUUGGAAAUAAUGAUUAUUUUAUAUGAACAUUUACUGGGAGCCCAAAAGCCGGGCGUGCUUGACGGAAAUUGCAAUUUGUUAUGGGUUAUGAGUGCGGAUAUUGUAUUCUCUCUUCUUUUUUGUACAUAGUAACAAGUGAAAAAUGAAGCUAUAUAGGAACUGAAUAAUAACAUUAUAAACAUUAAAAUUAGACAAAUUAUAUUUCUAGAGAUUUGGUACGCAAUAUGGCGAGUAAACAAAGUAAAAGUAACAAUCUAAAUUAAAGAAUGUAAUUGACAUAAGAAUACGGAAAAUAAAAAUAUAGGUCCGUUUUAGAACAACAACACAUAAUAAAUUAACUAAAAUCACGGGUUACUCAC
Spodoptera litura is the source of this 2533-nucleotide messenger RNA. RefSeq names its product neuropeptide receptor A20 (gene NGR-A20). Gene Ontology annotation, cellular component: plasma membrane. The record is from RefSeq and is a predicted model, not a curated record. Gene Ontology annotation, biological process: G protein-coupled receptor signaling pathway. NCBI's taxonomy places the organism in Eukaryota, Metazoa, Arthropoda, Insecta, Lepidoptera, Noctuidae. Gene Ontology annotation, molecular function: G protein-coupled peptide receptor activity.